UCUCUGACGUGAUUAAAAAAAUUGCAAAAUGUAGUUCACUAAAAUGUAUAAUUGACUGCAUUUACUUUUCUCGUGAGUUUGUAAUAAAUAACUUAAUCUUGUGUUAAUAGCAGUGAAUGAUAACAGUAAUCACGGCAGUGACCCAUGUUCGAAAGACUCAAAUAAACGACGAUAAUUGCGCAAGACGAUAACAAGGCGACGACUCGUUCCUUCAAGAGGCUCUCGAGAUCACACGAGUGUAAACAAGGGCAUGGACUCGAGUGUAAACAAGGGCAUGGACUCAAUGUGAACAGUAUAUGUGAAGCCUUUAAAGAAAAGUGCGUUCAAGAAGCCGUCCGGAGGAUUAGAUUCAGGACUUUGGGGGAAGAAGUGUAUAUAAAAGUGUAAACAAAAAAGGGGAUUCUAAGGUCUAUCUUUUGUGUGUUUUGGUCUAAAUUUCUCUGGGCAUAUUUCCCAUCGGCCUCCUGGAAGCGCGGAACAUCGAUAUUCGACAAGUCCUGACGCGGAAUGAGACAUAAUUCCUUUCGAACUGAACUUUGUGUCUCGCCUCCGCCAUAAAACUGCCAAUUUGCAAAGCUGUCUACACAUUUUUGAGCCUGGAUGACUUCAAGACAUCUUGUUGACGAUUCUGAGCACCUGGAAGCCCUUUGAGGUGACGAAGGUGAAGAAAAUGACUUCAUUUAAAAGAACAUUUUCAAAAUCGACUGAGAGUGAAUGUCUCUUGCGUCCGUCUGAGAGCCAUCAUCCGUCCUCGCCUUCACUAGUCAGUCAAGUGGAUCAGUCCAAACCACUCAACCCAAAUGACUCUGAGGAAGAUAAUUAUGUUCCUGCCAGCCACGACGACCACGGAGACGACGCUGGAGAUGUCGUCGGCAGCAACCCAAGAUUCGUGAGGUCGUUUAAGAGGAGGAUACGAACCCGUGAAUUAAGAGGCUGGAGAUACAAGUCACUCUCAGGGACGAUAGAAUCCAUACAGCCAGAACUGAGAGGAAAGUCUCCCGUGGAAGGUAGCAAUACUUCAGAAAGAAAUGCGAAAGAAUCGCUCAAGAAUAAGGAAGAAGCCCCGAGUGUAAGAACAUGGUGGCCAAGAAUACCGUCAGGCAUGGAGGGAAGCGACAACAGGAGUCGCUGUUCUUCCAUCUCCAACGACGUGUUCUGGCUCCCUGAAACGACAAUUCCUUCACGGCAGUUCUCCCCAGAGACCCACGAAGGCGUCCCGAACACCGACAAUCGCACUCCCGAUAACGAACGGGAACAGGCCGGCAAUCUUGAAGGGAAAUAUUCGAUGUCGAUGAACUCGACAAAAGAGGCCAUGGACACGAGUGUCGAUGUCGACACCAGCAAGAUGAGGGACUGUGGAGGAGGGUUUUCGUUCCUCUCACGCUUGAGCAAGAGCGUGUCACUCAAGAGGAAACAGGUCAAGUCCCACACUAAGACUCGACCUCUUCACUUUAAUGACACAGUUGAUGACAAGGAAUCUGCAGUCAAAGAAAACUUGAAAUGUAUUCCGGAGAAUUUGCAAGAGAAUACUAAAGUGUGUGAUCAGAUCCAGCAAGCUGUGAUGCUCCGUCAAGUACAGGAGAGGAUGAAACACGGUGACGCGGAGGAUAAGGUUCCCGGCACUGUAGAAGUUAAUGUAAGUCAGAGUUUUAGUCCAAACUCUCAGUGGUUUCUAAGUACAUCUCCCACGGAGGCGGAAACCAGUAGUGGAGGUUCAGCCAUUCUUCAACAACAUAAAAGUACCUUGCCAAGUGAAUCCUCAAACUUCUCACCGAUAUUCAUAAAACCUCCGCCAUCUUCCAAGACCAGGAACCCUUCUUGUGUUCUUGUCGCUAAUGAAUCCCCGAUACCUGAAGAUGGAACUUGCAAUGAAGAAAGUGUCUCGGCAUCGGUACACUAUUCACAUCCUUUACAGUUUCAAAGUUCCAAUAGUGUCUUGGACAACUCCUGGUGUCCUUUCUCUAGCACAGCCACGGAGGCCGGACACUCCAGUGACCUGACAGCAUACAACCCGUCUACGUCUUUCAAAGAACUUGUCUUUCAAAGCCGAGCUUGUUUCUUGCCUAUAGAAAAGCUUUAUCCAACAAUUAUGCUAAGAAGUGAACUAGAAGCACACUUCCCUGGUAAUGAGAGACAGGCUUCAGAGGACCGUGGUGGGACCCAAGAACCACAGCCUCGACACGACACACAGGAUCCUCCACAGCCUGUGGAAUACUUUAACAUUAGGCACACGAAGCUAAGCGAUGACUUAGAGAAGGAGAAUGUGCUGAAGAAAAGCAAGUUUCUAUCAGGCACUGUGUAUCAAACAGAGAAUAAUGCAAAGAAAUUUGAAGCAGACAAAGGUGCUGCAAAGAACGGCACUUGUAGACAGGAGAGGCACCCGUCUGGUGAGCGCAGGGUGACAGAGGUGAAGGCUUCCGUCACCCCUACAAGAAUAAGGAGAGUUGGCGCAAUUAAAAAGUGUGACGACGUCCACCAUCUCCUGGACGACUGCCGCGUCUCUCUCACCAGCAUCCUCGCUGUCUCUCACCACCACACUAACGAUCUCUCCAAGACCCCAAAUUUCAACACAAGUUCUGGAGCUAUUCCCAAGAGCAGUCAAGUUAGUGUGGCUCCUCAGGCGACCAGUAGAGACGAAGCCAGAGCAAAGAGAGACACGGAGAUACCAACCAAACACGAAUAUAAUACAACAGAUACCAGAUGUCCGGAGGUGCUUGAGACUAGAAAGGAAAGUGGGAAAUCUUGCAAGAAACGCGAGAGGCGUUCAAUGAAACGUUCCACAUCUGUUCCAUUUUGGACUAAACUGCAUUCUCUAGACGGUAGUUCCACGACUGACAGCGACUGCCUCGCAUACAGCAAGUUAUUGACAAAUGAGGACAAGUUAGCUACCAAGAACACAGAAGGAGCCCAGGCAACAUCCUGGGCUGCCAGUCGCGUUCACUACAAGGAAAAGGUAACCCACAAACGAGCCAGAUCGCAGGACAUGAGCAAGACCUUCAAGGACGAAAUCUUCGCAGUAGCACCCGAAAGAUCCGCCUCUCACGACAACAUAACCAAACUGAAAAAAGAAAAGGCACUGAAAUUGUCUUGUCCAGCGGUCGAAUUUCCUUCAUCGAGCCCCACAAGUGAAGCCUUCCCUUGCAGCAGGUCGAGUCCCGUGACCCACUGCGCAAGCUGCAGUGAUAUCCUGGGCCAAGAAGGCAGAGAAUCGCCCAAGUUAACUAGAGCUUUUAGGGAUUCCAAGGUGAAGAGCGUUUCCGCCUUCUGCCUCUCCAACACCACUGCCAAAAAGUCAUCAGAGGGUCAAGGGCAAGGAGGAGACCCGUCACCAGCAGGAGACGCGCAUGCUGGGGACACCAGGAACCUGAAGGCGUCACAACUCCUCUACACCUCGCCAUAUGAACUCGUCAACAGUGCCAGGGACAAACCUUACUUCCAGCGACUCAUAAACAUCUUCCAAAUACAGACCACGGUAAGUCAAUGACCAGGCCCCGGUAAGUUAAUGACAUUUUACAUAGAAUCCACAAUAUGCCGGAUCUCCGCGAUAGUCUUUGGUGUGUUGAGGGCAGUCCACGAGGAGGUCGCGGCGCGAGAGUGCGCAUCAGCGAGGUAUGAGGUAUUCAAGCGACAGUGUGCACCACCGUUGCAAACACUGGUCGCGGGCUAUUAUCGGGAGCGCCUCGUGAUCUCAUUCAUUUUGCGCAGGACUUUGUUUCGCUGUUAAAGCUGCCGCCAUGCCACACGAUGGGCACUGGUGCCAGGAUGUCGCGCGUGCUUCAUAACGUGCUGUCGCGCUCGUGUUCUCUUGGCCUCUCACGCGCCUGUGCCCUUCCACUUUCGUCCUCUCUUGUCUAACUUUUAUUUUGUGUUUACAAUUCUCUUAGGUGUUAAAGAAUAUGUAAUUAACGUGUCCUAGCGUGUAUUUAAGAGAUCAGCAACUUCUUCUUCUCGGCUCUGAUCACUAAAGUGACUGAGUGAGUGAUCAAUAAAGUGACCGAGAGGCUCAGUCACUUUAUUGGGUCGUUUGUGGAGAUGUUUAAAGUCUUUGUACUUUGUUAAAGUUUAUAUCGAAGUGAGAGUGAAGCUGGAGUCCUGUGCUUCAUUUUCUUCGUGAAAGAACAUGUCAAUACAACUUGGAGGAGGAAUUGAUUGAAUUCGGUU
This is a messenger RNA of Procambarus clarkii (red swamp crayfish), 4161 nucleotides long. NCBI's taxonomy places the organism in Eukaryota, Metazoa, Arthropoda, Malacostraca, Decapoda, Cambaridae. The record is from RefSeq and is a predicted model, not a curated record.